Dentiscutata erythropus is the source of this 618-nucleotide messenger RNA. The record is from the annotation of a GenBank genome assembly. Lineage: Eukaryota; Fungi; Glomeromycota; Glomeromycetes; Diversisporales; Gigasporaceae.
AUGAGAAUUACUCGCUCACUAAAGCUAGACCCUAACGGACAAAUUAUCCAUGCUCUACAGGAGCAUAUAAAAUUUUUAAACCGAGAAAUUAAACGAUGUAAGAAAGAAUCGCAUAUCAAUCUUUUAAACGAAGAAAUUCAAAGAGCCAAAAUUCUUGAAGAAAAAUUAAGACUGAAAGAGAUUACAAUUGAAACUGCUAAUCAAGAGUUAAACAAACUAAGACAAGAAAUAACAUUACUUAAAGGAAUAAUUGAAGAAAAAAACAAAACUAUAACCGCUUUACAAGAAGAAAACGGAAACCUACGAAAUACAAAUGAUGAACUUACUGUCGAAGUUGAACAUUUACGUACUAGAAAUAAUAAUAUCCGUACAAAUUGCAACAAUUUUAUUUCAAUCCAACAAGAACAAAUAAAUGAAUUGCAAAGAACACUAAGGAUAAGAAAUGAAGUAGACCAUGAUAUUUGUAAUUGGAAUAUUACUUGGUUAGAAGAAAGAAUAUCUUACUUUGAGAAUCGGGAAAUACAACAUCAACGGGGUGAAACAGUGGAUCCAUAUUUACCUAGAAGUAAUGCUUUCAUCGGUGAACACGAGUUUAAUCAACAAUUUAAUCUACAAUAA